Molecule: messenger RNA, 5202 nt
Organism: Cryptotermes secundus
Lineage: Eukaryota; Metazoa; Arthropoda; Insecta; Blattodea; Kalotermitidae
Product: histone H4 transcription factor-like
Exons: 5
Coding region: 432-1292 (286 amino acids)
Biological process (GO): regulation of transcription by RNA polymerase II
Cellular component (GO): nucleus
Molecular function (GO): DNA-binding transcription factor activity, RNA polymerase II-specific; RNA polymerase II cis-regulatory region sequence-specific DNA binding
Source: RefSeq, a predicted model, not a curated record
AGAACACUUUGUUUUAAAAUAACUUCCAUUGUUCUCUCAUAGUAGGGACACAGACUUCGUGAUUUCUGCCUGGAGCUCCUUAUAUUUGCUAUUUUUACCUGAGUUCGCUUGCAGAAUAAAACCACAGAGUUUGUUUGUUUUACCCUGCUUUAUGAAUGUUGUCAAAUAUGUAAUUUUUUCAUAUUUAUCUGAAAUGAGUUUUGCUAUUUCUGUUUCUUCACAUGAAGGUGUGUUUUUGUCUAAGGUUGCUACCAAGAUGAGAUAGCCUGUUUCAGAACAGUUACCAAUAUUGUUUCUGCACUUGUGGGUAGCAUACCUGGAUGGGCUGCAGUAUUGCGCUGUAUGUUGCCUUGUGGCUGUCAUAAGAAGAGUAAUCUGUUCUUAACAUCAGACAUGCCACAGGAACUUAGAAAUAACAGAACUGAGGCUGUAUGAGAAACAUUUCAUUGUUAAUAGCUAUAAUAAUUAUAUAUAUAUAUAUAUGUUUUGAGUUACUGAAGACAGAUAAUUUGUGUGUUGCAGGUGUAUAUGUGUGUCUGUGGGAGAAGUGUGGUUUCGAAUCUGCAGACUCCAGUGAGAUAACAAGACAUGUCAAUUUCCAUUCAUACCAUACCAAAUUAAAAUGCAUUGGGUCAAAUAUUUUGGCUCGUUCAGGACUACCAAUUUGCACGUUGCAAGUUGCUGGGGAGAAAGUUGUGCCAGACUUGCCACAUGCAUUUGAAUGCUGCUGGCAAACCUGUGAAGAAACAUUCAGCAGUCCCCAGCUGUACUUCAACCAUGUUGACGUUCAUGUCUAUUGCAACCCACGUGGUAGAAAAGUGGAAGGAGGUAUUCCUUGCCAGUGGUGUGGUUGCAUGUCCAAGUCUACCUACCGAACGGUAUACAAGCUGUUAGACCACAUUAGAAUCCAUAUAAAGGAGAAACUUGUGGGGUGUCCACAAUGUGGUGGGCUCUUUGCAAGCAGGGCAAGAUUCGGUUACCACUGCAAGCAUCAGGUUCCCGUAGAAUUGCGAGGUCCGUCUGUGGAAAUGGCGAAGAACCAAAUGAAUAGGCAACGCCACAAAUGCCCCUUCUGUGGCCAGUCUUUCUCCUGUCCAUCAAGCCUUUGUUUGCACAUUCGGUACAGGCACCCAGAUAGCAAGCCGUUCAGAUGCAGCUUUUGUGAAUAUAAGCAAUACAGCGCUACCGCUGAUGUACACAGUUCACAGUUCACAGUUAUACACGCACAAGGAUUUUCAUUCUUCACUAGUCGUCUCCUGGUAACGGAAUUAAAACUAUCUCACUGUGACUAAAUCUUUUAAUCACACACCAAGUCUUUACAGGUCGAGUUAUUAUUCUUCCCGUGGCUAUAUCCUACAGAGAACUCUUUCGUAUUGCCAACGGUCUUCAAGAUAACUCAUCUGCACAGACCCCACGGAAAACACGGCCUCUAUUGUUGCGUAACCAAGACCACAUUAAAAAAAAGUCACGUAAUAUCUAAGUACUGUUGGAGUGUGACGUCAUUGCGUCUGAGCGGAAAUGUGUUUACGGAGCCGUUGCCUGGAAGUGGGUUGCAUAACUCCGUUGUUACAUUGUAGGUGUGUGUAUAAUUGCGGGCGUUGUCUGGCAGUGAAUUUACAUGUAACAAUAUUGUGACGCAUAAUGAGGAACUGGACAUUGUGGAGAGGUCGUUCCCUACGAAACUAUAAAAGAGAUCGCACGCGGAUGAGAGCCGGAAAUGUUGGAGCACUGGCCAAUCUAGGCAGUUUUGCUCCACAAAACGGGAAAAAAUGAUGAUGAUGAUGAUGAUGACGACGCAAAGUUUGGAUCUAGUGGCACCUUAAGGGAGCAUCGGGAGCAGUUAGAGAAGAGUCACGGGAAACACAGCCUUCGGAAGAAGAAUCGGCAGUGUGCGUCUAGGCUAAUGAUGAUAAGAAUCUAGAUGAGUUGGCAUGUCAUAUGUACAGAUCCUUUGUAUUUCCUAUAACUGCUGUUAUUUUCAAUUUACAGAAUCCUACCUUCAUCCCAACAUAACUAGAACCCUUAUGUCCGUUGAGUAGCGCGGUUGGAACUCUUCCUGUUUCACCAGAAUAACCUCUUGACUUCCAGGAAGGUCAGAAUUAUUCAUAAGUAUUUCGGGCCACUUCCAACAGUUGUUGAAGUAUAGAACCUUGGUUAUCUAUGCUGUUGUUAGAUUUCACUAAUGUGCCAGUCGACGAAGCCCUACAAAUGAUCAGAAAUUAGCUCCAUAAUCACAACACAUUGGCGGAACGAUCUGUCUUGCAGGUCGAAGCCAUCACGGUGCUGCUGGAAGUAUUUCAAGGUGGGUGAGAAGUUAUUCAGAAAGAAAGUUCUCUGUCACCUAUCGUUAGCAGCAUCUACAUGGAGCAUUUUGAGAAAUUGCUUCUUGACUCGGCACAAAACAAACCAUCACUGUGGCUCCGGUAUUUGGCCUGGUCACACAGUCCAGAGCAGUUACAGGAACUCCUCAGCCACCUCAGUAGUUUAAGCCCUUCCAUCCACUUCACUAUGAAAAUUGAGUGAAAAAUUCGAUUCCUUUUCUGGGUGUUCUUCUAAUCAGGAAAAUGACGACAUAGGCCACCAACAUUUACAGGUAACCCAAUCACAUUUGUCAAUCCCUCAACUUGAAAUCUAACUUACCGACAUAUGAGAAGCAAUGCGUAAUUCAAAGCUUUCACAAGAGAGCUUCCACCUUAUGCCAAGAACGACAAGAUAUAUGUAAUGAAAUUAGUAGCCUGAGACGUGACCUCCAUUUCAACGUUUAUCUCAAAUGAUUCAUUGACAUGGUUAUUAAUUCCAAGUGUACCAUUCAUCUGAACAAACAUGUAAAGCUUCUGGGCUAUUUGUAUAUCGUAUAUGUGAAGGGUGUUCCACAGAAGUUCAAACGUAUAAGGAAUCCAUUUAAUAUUAGGAUGUUCUUCUAAUCUAACCAAAUACUUAAGAGUAUAUGCAUGAAAACAAGGAGGGAAAGGAAAGUGCAACAGACGGCACUAUUCGUCACCAGCCUUCCCUGUGAAUAUAGCAGAAACUAUCGUGGGUCAUUUCAUAAAUAAUGCACAGGUUGGCACCACUGCGGAUGGAGCAACAACAGUGAGUCUCACGUCAGUUACAGUUCAGGGCUUGAGAAAGAAACGCGUUAUUUUGUUUCAUUUAUAAUAUACUCUGUUCUUAAAUAACGUGAGUUAGAAAUGGAGCCUGCACGGUUCUCGGGUAUUGUGACUGUUGAAGAUCAAAAGUCGUACAUUAAGAUCGAAACUUUACGUGAAAAAAACCCGACAGAAAUCCACAGCUGAUAUCACCGGAGCUGAAAUCACAGUCCAACGAGUGGACGACCAAAAAAAUUUCGACGGUCUCAAUCAAAAGUCAAACAAAUGGUGAUCUUUGCUUAUGAUCACCAAGGAAUCAUCAUGACAAGCAGAAUUCCGUGCGGGAAAAUUGUCACAGCAGUUUAUUAUCAUGACUUUAUGCAAAAUCUGUGCAAAACAUACACAAAAACCGACCUCAGUUGCUCGAGUCUGGGCCGAUCAUUCUCCAUGACAACAUUCGCCCGCACAUCGGGAAUGUCGUAACAGAAAAGCUGCUCCAAUACGGUUGGGAGGUGUUGCCUCAUGCUCCCUACAGCCCGGACAUGAGUCCACCAGACUUCGACUUAUUCCCAAAAUUGAACCAACCUAUGCGAGGCCGUUGUUUUCCCUCUCUGGAAGAGCUUUCUGCUGCAGUACCCGAGCCUUCGACAGAUAAACAAAGAUGGUGUCCUGGAUGGAAUAGCAAAGCUUCCCACAAGUUGGGACUCGGUCAUUGAGAAGCAGGGGGAUUACAUUGAAGGACUGUAAAGAGAUAUUAAAAAAAAUAAACAUGGACAUAAACAAAAACUUGUGUGCUUUAUUUCUGAAAUGACCUACGUACAUUGGCGAAGCAGGCACAAGUCUAGCGUUGCGGCUCCGAGGUCAUAGGCCUAACUUCAAAGACGGUCUUCUAUAAAAAUCAGAACUAACUAAACGUACCUAUGUGUAGGUUGGGAUGAAGCUAGGAUUUUGGAAAUCGAAAGUAACAGCAGAUAUAAUAUUAUAUUUAAGCAUCCUCUUGCAUUGAGUUACCAAUUAUAGUCCAUUAAAUGUUCCGUCCAUAAUGCAACAAUCGAUAAUAUUGAUUCAAAAUUUAAUCCAUACAGUGGAAGUUAUGUGCAUAAGGUGUUAUAUAAAACUAUUAAAAUAUAUAUGAAUUAUUAUAAUACUACAUGUUUCGACCAUACAAUGCCAUCUUCAGGCAACACUUACGUGAGGAAUCCUAAUGCAUUAAGCACUAACCGAAUAUAAUUCCUUUUAUUAUUUUCAUUUCUUCUUCGAUGUUUUCUUCUUCGUGUUUUUUUUUUUCUUUUUUGUAGUGCUGUUGUUCCUCUGUCAUGCAUAACACAUGCUUAACUAAUACAGUUCUGCUUUAAAUUUUGGUUAUAUUACCUUGUGUAUCUAUGUAUUGUAUUUCUGUACUUAACGUAUUUCCCUGGUGUGCUCUUGAUUCUAUUUAUCAAUUGUGCCUUUGCGUUCACUGUAUUGAUUUUUGGUAUGAUUGCUUACGCUUAUAUAUCGUUGUACGUAUCGAGCGUGCUGUUACCUAUCGUAAAGCUCAUGCAGUGUUUGGAAUAUGGCGUUGUGCACUUCGAUCUCUAUAUCAUUCAUAUGUAAAUUAUUUCUGCCAAUUUUAUAAGUGUCGUAAUUUUCUCUAGGUUGUUCAAUUAUACCUUUCCUUCCUGUCGUUAUGACGUCCAUCGUACCGGUUAUUGUGCCGUAUGUGUGUCCUGUGACCUACGACAGUGACUGAGAUUACCUCAUUAUGAAGGAGCCAACAGAUUAAGCGUCUCUUUCCUACCUGUGGACGAAAUAAAAAAAUAGAUCCAGUUUCCGAAACGUUGUGUUCUCCAGUGUUUAGAAUACCGGACAAUGGAGAAAGAUGAAAACCCAGUAUAUCUCAUUCCUCCUUUUAUAUUUAAGUGACUGUAUCUGUGGUCUAGUGGUCAGAGUAUCUGCCUACAGAUACAGACGUUCGGGUUCGAUUCCCGGCGCUUCCAAAUUUUCUGAAAAGUAGCGGGUCUGGAACGGGGUCCAUUCAGCCUUAUGAAGAUAAUCGAUGAACUAUUUCAUGGAAAUAGCGACUCCGGUGUAGAAAACUGAAAUUAACGGCCGUAGGGAUUCGUUGCGACACCCU